Paramecium primaurelia is the source of this 1287-nucleotide messenger RNA. Lineage: Eukaryota; Ciliophora; Oligohymenophorea; Peniculida; Parameciidae. The record is from the annotation of a GenBank genome assembly.
AUGGAUUCAUUAACUAGUCUACAAUAGAGAUAAAUAAUUGACAAAGAAUUGCUUCUCAAAAAUGAAAAAUUUAUUAAAGAUGCAAACCUUAAUAGUUAAUAUUGUAAAGACUUUAGGGAAUCAUUAUCAGAUUAGAUUCAAAAAACAAAAGAGACAAAUUCUAAUCCUAAUCAUUUCUCUUUAUUAUUAAUUCAUAAUCAAUCCUUAAUGUAUUCUAGUAACUUAUGUGAUAACAUGGCAAUUAACCAUAGAAAUGCAAUCUAACCAUUUUUUGGAUCAUUACUAAAAAAGAGUCCUCAUUGGAUUUAAGGUUAUAAAGAAAGAUAGUGUUCAAUUAUAAAUAGAGUUUUUAGAUAUUAUUCUGCUGAAACUCGUAAGUUAGAAGGAGUACUAAAUUUUGAUGUUUAAACUUAUUAACUUAUUGAUAUUAAGGAUAAAUAAGGAAAUGUUAUUGAAUUUAUGUAAUAAUUUAGUAUUAAAUAAUUAGAAUUAAACCUAUAGGCAAAAUUGAAAAAGUGUUCUAAUUCAAAGGUGAGAAUUCAUAAGAAACAACAAAAUGGUUUUAGAUCAUUAAAUUGCAUUUAUAAGAUUCUUUUGGAACACUCAAUAAAUUAACAUCUCUUUGUCUUUAUGAUAAGUUCUGGAGAGUAUACUAUAUAUUUAUAUUAGCAUGAAAGAAUAUCUGCUUAGUAGCUUGAAGAAGAAGCUGAAGAUGGUGAUUUAAUAUUAUUUAGAGGAAAAAGUUUUAAUUGUUAAAUCUAGCGUGCUUUAACUUAAAAUGAUUAUGAUCAUAUUGGAUUAUUAAUCAAAAUCGAACCUAAUAGACUCUUUAUAUUUGAAUCAUUACCAUCUAAUGGAGUAAGUCUAUGUGAAUGGAAGAAUUUCAAUAUUAAAGAAUGGUAUAAAUUAUAUGAAAAGUAUAAAAUAUCAUAUGAUUAUAGAAUUGUUUAUAGAAGACUGAAAGUAAAUAGAUCAACAGCAUUUAAAACAAAAAUAUUAGAUUUUGUAAAUAAUAAUUUGGGUAAACAAUUUUCUUGUGCUCCAUCUAAAUUAUUGUUGUUAAAUUCAACAACUCUAGGAGAUAUUAAUUUAGAGACAGCAAAAUAGUUAAAUAGAACAUAUUUUUGUUCUGAAUUGAUUGCUAAAUGUUACAAAACCUUGGGAUUUUUGCCCAAAAAUAUCUCUUCAACAUAAUAUUGGCCAGGCUCUUUCUCAUCAAAAAAUACUAAACUUAAGCUAGAUUAAGCUGAGUUAAGUGAUGAAUAUUUAAUUGACUUUUGUAUAUGA